CUUUAUUUUCGCCUCAGAUAGUAUUCGGCUGUGUUGUCCAUGGCCGUCCUCAGACGAGGCUCAGGCCUUGUUCGUACGAUUAUCAGAGCGCCGUCGUUCCCAUGACUUCGUUCAUCGGUUGUACAUCUUCCUGUAUCCGUCGUCUUUGACCUCGAAUCGCAUUGUUCUCAUGUCUCUGUCUCCCCUUCGAUUGCUCACUUGCUCAGCCAAUCGGGCCCUAGUUCCCAGUAUUUGACGCAGCUCCAAAAGGACUGGGAGCGCCAUCGUGUUAAGAUGGGUGUUGAGGCCCUGCGCAAGGAGAUGGGCGAGCGUGAGCGGGAACGUGAGCUUGAAGAUGGCAUGGCGAGCGAAGCUAAUGCAAGCUUUAACGCAUCUUCAGAAACAUUUGCCGGCCAGCAUAGCAUCGACAACUUGUUCGAUCGUUCGCACUCACAAUCUGAAUGGGAACCAGCCAAAGCACCCCAAGUUCUAGGGGAGCUUCUAGAUUCUCGUCAUAUGCUGCCUCUUUUCCUUCCGUCAGACCCUCGUGUGCUUUCUGCCACGCCCGAAAAACGAGUGGUCAGCGGAUACUGUGAACGAGCAGGUGCGCGAACCGCGGCCCACGCUCGGAACGCCAGUCAAGCAAGCACUCUCGAUGGAGGGGCAAUGAAGUGGAGAUGUCGCAGUCGAAGGGUGCGAAAUGUCGAUUUCGAAACACUGCAGUGGGUCGACAGGUUCAGGACUAAACCGCAGACAUUCCAACAGCCCGUGCUUGGAGAAGAGUACGAAGAGGCCUACCCAUCUACACCACUAUCCGAUGGUAUAGAUGACUUGCGCAUCAACACUGAUGUUCCCCACACCGUAUUGCACGGCACCCCACUUACCAAGAGACCAUCAGCCCGUAGCAGAGGGCGUCUCAGUCUUAUUGGGGACCCUGUCAUACCAAUUACUUUAUGAAUCGUCGGACUCAUCUGUUCAUCGAUCUGUCAUUGCUUUACCUUGAUAUUGCACUAGUAUUGGACUUUCGUAUAUUACGCAUCUAUUGUGUUACCGUUUUAACAAUCCGUCGACCACAAGUUGACGAUAAGGGAGACUAUAGGAACUUC
Molecule: messenger RNA, 1085 nt
Organism: Suillus subalutaceus
Lineage: Eukaryota; Fungi; Basidiomycota; Agaricomycetes; Boletales; Suillaceae
Exons: 2
Coding region: 274-936 (220 amino acids)
Source: RefSeq, a predicted model, not a curated record